AUGUCGGAUGAAGAAGAAGAGAAUGGCUCAAUAGCAACAUCUAAUGAUGAUAUUAAUGAUGAGAAUGAUGAUGAAAGUCAAGUACAAAAAUCUAGAAAAAGUCUUCGAAUAUCAAAGUUAUUGGUUGAAUCCCUUGUUGAUAGUAAAGUUCGCCAUAAUGAAUAUCUUAAACAUAUUGUACAAUAUCCAAAAAUAAUGAAAUAUCUUAUGAAUGAUAGUUCAACUUGUGAAAAUAUUCCUCGUCGUCAUCUUGAACCAUUUAUAAAAGAAUAUAUAGAGAAACAUCCAAAUACGAAGAUCUACGAUAAAAUCAAUGAUGAACUUCAAAUUAUCCGUCGUAAAUAUAUUAAAACUUGUCAAUAA
This is a messenger RNA of Adineta steineri, 363 nucleotides long. Lineage: Eukaryota; Metazoa; Rotifera; Eurotatoria; Adinetida; Adinetidae. The record is from the annotation of a GenBank genome assembly.